UCCCAAAAGGAGCUCUUCAGAGAUGUGAUGUGGGAAAACUUUAGGAAUGUGACUGCUAUAGGAGGAAGCUGGGGUGACCAACAAAUUGAAGAUGAAGACAGAAUUUUCCAGAAAAACCUAAGAAGUACAGAGCUAGAGAAAUGCUCUCAAUAUAAAUUAUGGCAUCAACAUGGAGAGAUGGUUUUUAUGACUCCCAAAACAAAUGUGCACGUGAAACUGCUUGGUACAAAACCAGGUGAAAACCUUGCAUGUAGAAAAUCUCUGAUUGGUCAUUCAUCACCUACUGUGCCCAUCGUACAUAACACUGGACUCAAAUUAUAUGAGUUGUAUGGAUUUGAACAGAAGCUCUCUAACUGUAACAGACAUGGGAAAACCUUCACUGACUUCCAGUCCUUACAGAAGCAUGCAAAGACAAAUCCUAAAGAAAAAGCAUAUGGAUAUAAACAAUGUGGAAUAUCCUACUCUGAUUGCACUGAAGGAAGUAACAAUGAAGAGAAAGCUUUUGUGUAUAAGCAGGAUGUCAGAGCCUUCAGUAUAUACAACUAUGUUCAAAUUCAGGAAAGAAAUCCCAGUAAAGGGAAUACCUAUAUAUGUAUACAACAUAAAAAAUGUUUAUAUUCUUACCAAGAUAUUCACAAACAUGAAAGCGCUCUCACUGGGACAAAAUCAUACAUAUAUAACCACAGUUGGAAAUCCUUAAAUAGUAGCACUUCAUUUGGUAAACAUGAAAGAAGUCACACUGGGGAAAAACUCUGUGUAUGUAAACAAUGUGGAAAAUCUUUCCAAACACAGAGACAUCGUCAAAGACAUGAACGAAUUCACACUAUGGAGAAACCCUGUGUAUGCAAGCAAUGUGGGAAAGCUUUCAGAACACACAGUUACUGUCUAAUACAUGAAAGGAACCACAGUGGGGGGAAACAUUAUGUAUGUAAACAAUGUGGGAAAGGUUUCAGUACUCUCAGUAUAUGUAAAAGUCAUGAAAGGACUCAUAGUCGGGGAAGACCCUAUGUCUUUAUUGUCAAACACAUGAAAUGA
Molecule: messenger RNA, 1035 nt
Organism: Octodon degus (degu)
Lineage: Eukaryota; Metazoa; Chordata; Mammalia; Rodentia; Octodontidae
Product: zinc finger protein 709-like
Exons: 4
Coding region: 28-1035 (335 amino acids)
Biological process (GO): negative regulation of transcription by RNA polymerase II
Molecular function (GO): DNA-binding transcription repressor activity, RNA polymerase II-specific
Source: RefSeq, a predicted model, not a curated record